Fusarium odoratissimum NRRL 54006 is the source of this 778-nucleotide messenger RNA. RefSeq lists its product as uncharacterized. Lineage: Eukaryota; Fungi; Ascomycota; Sordariomycetes; Hypocreales; Nectriaceae. Gene Ontology annotation, molecular function: carbon-sulfur lyase activity. The record is from RefSeq and is a predicted model, not a curated record. The coding region runs from base 1 to 585 and encodes 194 amino acids. The transcript has 3 exons.
AUGGGCGCCGACGACGACGAGAAGCAUAUGCAAGGGCACAAGCACGAAUUCGCCCAUGAUAACCAUGAUGACUGGGAGACUCAACCUCCCUACACAAGACCUGAUGAAGCUACUGAGAAGCGAGAGAACUUUGAAAAGAAGGUUCAUGGCUCGUGCCACUGCGGUCGGGUGCAGUAUUGGCUUAACAGCGACAAGCCUCUUGCGUCGAAAUACUGCCAUUGCAUAGACUGCAAGAAGAUCCAUGGUGCUCCUUUCCAAUGGGCGGCUAUCUUCAAAAAGACAGACCUCUCCUUUGAGAACGGUGUCAAGAACCUUCGCUUCUACAAGACUUCGUCCAAGAAGAAUGAGCAUGUUCUUCCCUGCAAGGUCGGCUGUGCUGAGUGCGGAAGCUGGAUUAUGGAUGAGGGACGAAACAUGGUGCUUCUGUUCCCUACGCUCUUGAACCUGGACACGCCUCAGCUACGAGAGAACUUCCAGCCACAGUGCCACAUCUUCUACACUCAGAGAGUGGUUGACAUUCCCGAUGGGAAAGACAAGUGGACAAAGCUCGAUAAGGACAGCGAGCUUAUGAAGGACGUGAAGUAAGUCCGAACUUUUGUGUUGGGAAGCGGCGGCGUUAGGGUGAGGGAUUGAACUGAUGCGGAAAUCCGCCAGAGACGAAGGGUUGCGUAUGAAGACAUCGCGACUAUGAAUUCAAGAUACAUACGGGCUUAGUUACCCACUAAAACUAUUUUACCCAGCCUGAAUCCUCAGUGGUGCUGCUGUCCUUGUUCUCCUG